Messenger RNA from Leptonychotes weddellii (Weddell seal), 3691 nucleotides. Lineage: Eukaryota; Metazoa; Chordata; Mammalia; Carnivora; Phocidae. The record is from RefSeq and is a predicted model, not a curated record.
GGAGGAGACCGACGCGUCUUUACAGCUGCGUCGAGACCCGCUUGCCGGGACUGGGCUCUCGGGGCUGGGGAGGGAAUCAGUGCGCAGAAUGUUAGGGGAAAGCUGAAUGGGACGGUAUAAAAACUGGAACUGUUGGUGAGGAUGGAAAAAGGAAGACUGCAGGAAAGGCAGGAGAAGAUCCCAGGUGCCUUGGAUCAGCAGGCAGGGCUUAAAAUCAAAUGUCAGAGAUAGCUCAGGAACUCCUCCGUCCCCCAGCCCCAUCAUCCAAGUGUAGGAAAAACUGGUGAGAAUCAAACUAAAAAACAGAAAGACAGAGAGAGGGACACAGAGAGACAUCUUUUCCCUCUUGCCUCUAAUAGUAGUAGUAAUAUCAGCGUUCGUAUUCACAUUAUUAAUAUACCUGUUCCCAACCCUUCAUCCCCCUCAAGUUGUGCCAUGAAUACUCCUGCCAAGCGAGCCCGAUCUUUUGGCCACCCACCAACCAGCAUCCAAGAGUUAUGCAGGGGUUGAGACAGGAAAACCCGGCGUGGAUUCCCCCUCCUCGACCCCUCUCCCACCUACCACCCUCGCCCCCACCCUGCCGUGGUCGGGGGCGCCUGGCCGGCCCUUGAGCUCUGCACCCAAGUAAGGAGGGCGUCCGUGCUAGCCCCUCGCCCAGGCUUGGCCCAACUUCAGUCCCAGUUGGUCUCGAUUCUCAGCGCUGGACGCGCAGGAAGUUGUUUGGUGCUCUAGUGAAGGCCGCCCGCCUUUGGCAGAGCUUUUUUUUCCAGAGUUCAAGAAGAUGAGAGAGAUUGGGGGCCGCUACCAACCCGAGAGCAACCUCCCGGCUCAGGGUGAAGACUAACAGCUCAAGGCGUCGGGCCACAAGAGAAAAGUGAUCGCCCAAACAGAAAUUGUUUGCUUGCGGCCAUCACCCUGACACCUCGGGGGCCCGUCCGGCCUAAAGAGCACCGCGACUGGGCGCCACUGAGAUCAAGGCGCUGUCCUGGGAGCGAAGCACUGGCUUUGCAAAGUACCAAGGCCGUCUGAACGCGAGCCUCAAGGCCUCGCCUCCAGGAAGCGAGGUCCUCUGGUUGGUGGAAGGGGCGCACGUCGCCCAAGUGGCACCCACAGGCCUCACAUCAGAGUAAGCUAGGGCUUCGGGCCAGCCCGAAGGGCUAAAGGGGAAUCUACAGGAAGAAGAUGGAGAACUUAGGAACUUGCUAGUUAAAAACAAACAAACAAAAAAAAAUGGUUCGGGCGAGUGCCCGCUGUCCCCUUAUCCUCCGCUGCCCACCCCAUCCCCGCCGGCCUUUCCGGACUCCAGUCCAGGCUUUGCUCUGAGCCCGCAGCCCUGCGCAGCCCGGCCUCUGGCGAGAGCCAAUCAGAGGGCGCCUCUCAGCACGUGGAGAAGAGAGACUCCAGAGCUCCGCGCCCGCAGCUCACUACACUUGUUACUGCUUGUCCUGAGCGCGGAGAGGGCGAGCUCGGGCCGCGGACAGGGCGGGAGCCAGCAGCCGGCAAGCAAGGGAGGCAGAGAGGCACAGAGAUCGCAGUAAUAUCCAUUAUAACCAGCCAUCUAACCCCACUCCCCAACACACACCCAUCCAUCCCACCCUCCAGGAGAGGCAGCCAGCGGCCCGGCUCCCUGCGGCCAGGGAAAAAGCCCCAGCCAUGAGCAAUCAGUACCAGGAGGAGGGCUGUUCCGAGAGGCCCGAGUGCAAAAGUAAAUCUCCAACUUUGCUCUCCUCCUACUGCAUCGACAGCAUCCUGGGCCGGAGGAGCCCAUGCAAAAUGCGGCUGCUGGGAGCCGCGCAGAGCUUGCCCGCCCCACUGGCCAGCCGCGCCGACCAGGAAAAGGCCGUGCAAGGCUCCCCCAAGGGCAGCAGCGCCCCGUUCGAGGCUGAGCUGCACCUGCCGCCCAAGCUGCGGCGCCUGUACGGCCCGGGCGGGGGCCGCCUCCUCCGCCUCGGCGCGGCCAGCGGCCCCGGUGGCGCCCCGGCGGCGGGUGGCGGUACGGGCGCCGAGGACGACGAGGAGGAGCUGCUGGAGGAUGAAGAGGACGAAGACGAGGAAGAGGAGCUGUUGGAGGACGACGAGGAGGAGCUGCUGGAGGACGACGCCCGCGCGCUGCUCAAGGAGCCCCGGCGCUGCGCCGUGGCCGCCACUGGUGCGGUGGCCGCCGCCGCCGCCGCCGCCGCUGCGGCCACUGAGGGCGGGGAGCUAUCGCCUAAGGAGGAGCUCCUGCUGCACCCUGAGGACGCUGAGGGCAAGGACGGCGAGGACAGCGUGUGUCUGUCUGCGGGCAGCGAUUCGGAAGAGGGGCUGCUGAAGCGCAAACAGCGGCGCUACCGCACCACGUUCACCAGCUACCAGCUGGAGGAACUGGAGCGGGCCUUCCAGAAGACGCACUACCCAGACGUCUUCACUAGGGAGGAAUUGGCCAUGAGGCUGGACUUGACGGAGGCCCGAGUCCAGGUCUGGUUCCAGAACCGUCGGGCGAAGUGGCGCAAGCGGGAGAAGGCGGGCGCGCAGACCCAUCCUCCCGGGCUGCCCUUCCCCGGGCCGCUCUCGGCCACCCACCCGCUGAGCCCCUACCUGGACGCCAGCCCCUUCCCUCCGCACCACCCAGCGCUCGACUCGGCCUGGACGGCCGCCCACGCCGCCGCCGCCGCCGCCUUCCCGAGCCUACCUCCGCCUCCUGGCUCGGCCAGCCUGCCGCCCAGCGGGGCGCCGCUGGGCCUGAGCACUUUCCUCGGAGCCGCUGUGUUCCGACACCCGGCCUUCAUCAGCCCUGCGUUCGGCAGGCUCUUUUCCACCAUGGCCCCCCUGACCAGCGCGUCGACCGCGGCCGCGCUCCUGAGACAGCCCACGCCGGCCGUGGAGGGCGCGGUGGCGUCGGGCGCGCUGGCCGACCCGGCCACCGCGGCCGCAGACAGACGCGCCUCUAGCAUAGCGGCGCUGAGGCUCAAGGCCAAGGAGCACGCCGCGCAGCUCACGCAGCUCAACAUCCUGCCGGGCACCAGCACGGGCAAGGAGGUGUGCUAAAGGCUGCCCUCCACCCUCGCGCCCCGGGCGCACCCCGAAAGGUCACCUCACUCAGCACCACUCAAGACCAAAUGGAAACAGAGGACCAGCACACUCCCGAGACGGCACUGAGAGAGCGCAGCCGCCUUCGCAGCAGCCUGGAUGCGGGCAAGGCAGCCCCUGGCGCUCCCGGACGUGGCACCUCCUCGGCUGGCUGUCCACCCGCCCCUGCCCCUGCCCCCUGUCCCCGCCACUGCCAACCUCACUGCCCCUCGAACGUCCACUCUCUCCCGUUCUUACUUUGCUGAAAAUAUCGGGGAGGUUUUCUCUCCAAGACACCUGGUACUGAAGUUAAAAAAUUAGAAAACCCAACCCCGCCUCCCUUCUGGCACCCCACUUAGCUUUUUUUUUUUUUAAACAGCAUUUUGGCGCUCUAAGUUGAUCUCCCCAGCGUGGGCCCCGGUGUGAAGCCAGGGCCAGGGAAGCGAAUGCGAAUCUGUAAGAUAGCUAACAGUGCACUUAACAGAAAGGGGCGUCUUGUUCUUGUUCUCUUCUUUAUCAUACACCAACCAAGGUUUUUAUAUCAAACCAAAGGGAAUUACUCUGCUAGAAUAUGGACUGUUGAAGUCACCAAACUGUGAUUAUUGAUUCUGUACAUACCAUUGUUAUUAAAAAAAAAAAAAAA